Molecule: messenger RNA, 2745 nt
Organism: Closterium sp. Naga37s-1
Lineage: Eukaryota; Viridiplantae; Streptophyta; Zygnematophyceae; Desmidiales; Closteriaceae
Source: the annotation of a GenBank genome assembly
AUGUCAGUUGCUGGUGCGUGUGCAGUUGCUGCUGCGCACGCCUGCUCGUGCGCGGCGGCGUGCGUGGGGCUGCGCACACGGGCGGCAGGGCAGGGCGUAGGCCGUGACGGGGCAGGGCGCGGGGAAGGGCUGCAGUGGCGCGUGGUGGCGAACGUGGCGUUUACGGCGGCUACAACUGCUGCGCUCGCGGCGGCGGUUGCUGCGGGCGUGGCGGCGACUGCUACUCGUGCGCAUGCGUUGGCGCGCGCGCUCGCGGCCGCCGUUGCUGUGUGUGCCGCCUGCUCGCAGCUGUGCGUGCUGCUGGCUGCGCGCGCGGCUAUACUUACUCCCAAAGCUGUUAAUUCAACGCGUGACAUGGAGCCCACCCACCAAGUCGACACGAGGAUGCACGACGGCCCUUCCAGCAUGAACAUUCAGCCCUCGCCGCCGUCGAUCGCGCCGUCAAUUGCGGAAGCGGACUCCGCGCGCUUUCCGCCGGCGUCCGCGGCAGGGAGCACGGCGGAAGACUCGCAUCUGAGCGCGCUCACGGUCUCCGAUCGCCCGCUGGUGCAAACUCCCGCGACUGGUUACCACCACCCUGCCGCAUCCCCUCUCCCAGCAGCACCACCAGUCAAACCAACCACAUCAGAAGGAGCAGGCCCCACAGCAGCAGCAGCAGCAGCAGCAGCAGCAGCAGUUUCGGCAGAAUCAGGCGCAGCAGGAGAAGGAGCGGGGGCGGGGGCGGGGGCGGGGCGGCGGAGGGUGGGGCUGGUGUACGAUGAGCGCAUGAUGGCGCACCAGGACCCCGAGAUGGACCACCCCGAACAGCCCGCGCGCAUCCACCGCAUCUUCUCCUACCUGCACUCCACCGGCCUCGCCCACCGGUGCAUCCGAGUGCCAGCGCGCGAGGCGAGGGACGAGGAGCUGCAGUCGGUGCACACGCGCGACCACGUGGCGUUCAUCCGCGCCGUGAGCAGCGAGCAGCUCAGCGCAGAGGAGCGCGAGGCGUGCAGCCGCGCCUUCAACUCCAUCUUCUUCAAUGAGGGCUCCUCCUCCUCCGCACUCCUUGCUGCUGGCUCCGUUGCUGAGCUAUCCCAGCAGGUGGCAGCACACAAGCUACAUCACGGAGCAGCAGCGGUGCGGCCGCCGGGGCACCAUGCAGAGGCGCACUGCCCCAUGGGCUUCUGCCUCUUUAACAACGUCGCCCUCGCUGCCAAGCACCUGCUCGUGGGUGCUUCAGCUGAGUUGCAUGCGUUAACAUCAGGCAUGCUGCCAUGUGUGCCUCGACAGCGGCAGGGUGCAUCGCAUUCUGGUGGUGGACUGGGACGUGCACCAUGGCAACGGCAUCCAGCACAUGUUCUGGACCGACCCGCGCCUCCUCUACUUCAGUGUUCACCGGCUCCUCCACCUCAGUGCGUGUGUGUGUGUGCGCACUGGCAUACGUGGACCGACCCACGCCUCCUCCACUUCAGUGUUCACCGCUACCAGGGCGGCAUGUUCUACCUGGCAGGCUUGGACGGCCACUACGAUAAGGUAUCAGGCAUGUUCUACCCGGCAGGCUUGGAUGGGGACUACAACAUGGUGGGAGCAGGGCAGCUCGGAGCAGCAGGCCCAGACGGGGACUACGACAUGGUGGGGGCGGGGCGGGGCGAGGGCUUCAACGUGAACGUGCCGUGGCCGGGCGGGGGCUACGGCGAUGGGGACUACUUUGCCGCCUGGGACCUUCUGCUGCUGCCGCUGCUGCACUCCUUCCAGCCGCAGCUCGUGCUUGUGUCCGCUGGGUUCGAUGCAGGUGGGGGGGCUGGGAGAAAGGUGGGGGUGAGGGAGUGGAUGGGAAGAGAUCGGAGGAGUGGAGGAGGUGGUCUGUAUGUACAUGGAGUGGGCAUGCAUGUGGGCAUGCACGUGGGCAUGCAUGUGGGCAUGCAUGUGGGCAUGCAUGUGGGCAUGCAUGUGGGCAUGCAUGUGGGCAUGCCUGUGUUCUGGUUACAACGGAGGACUAAGGCGGUCGAAUUCCAGACGAAGAACGACUCCGUCAAAGAGAAAUCUGCAGCAGCUGUCGCGAAGAUCCACUUGGAGAAUCAAAAACGGCUGCAGGCGGAGUUUAUCGCUUCUAAAGAACUGGAGGUUGAAGAAAUUCAGGCAGCUGUCGGCACGCAUGUCACGACUCUGGCGACGAAGAUGGAAGAGUACAUCAAGGGCCUCAGCUCCGACCCCGAUCUGGUGGUUUCUGAUACCGCCAAAGAACGCUAUCGGCGACUGAAGGGGCGGUGCAUCGAGAAGGCUCAAUCUGACAUCGCGGCGGCCAAGGAUGAGAUGACCAUCCGAGAGAUCGAUCGACAUCAUAAGCUGGCGGCUGAGGAUUUGAAGAAGGCUGCUGCAGCUGAGGAGGUGCAGGAGAUGGAAAUGGAGCCUGCGAUUGAGGAGAUUCUGGCUAAGCAUGCCAAGAAGAUUGAAGACAAGCUUCGGCGGGAGAUUACGCAGAAGCUUGAGGCCAGUCUAUCUAAGAAGCUGCAGAAGAAUCUUCACAUCGGAGAGCAGAACUCUUCGCAGGCCGCAUCCGCUGACAAGAAGCAGACGGCUCAACCUGGGAGGCAGGACGGUGCACCUGGGAAGCCUAAGCCGAAGAAGAAGCGGGGUGGUAAGACUCCAAAGAAGCAGAAUUCCAGCGCCGACAAAGAGCAGCAGGCGAAAGGCCCUACCACAUCGAAGGCCAAGGGACCAAAAAACGGCGGAGGCGGCCCCGGAAAAGGGCCGCACAAGAAGUGA